Molecule: messenger RNA, 1824 nt
Organism: Rhizopus microsporus ATCC 52813
Lineage: Eukaryota; Fungi; Mucoromycota; Mucoromycetes; Mucorales; Rhizopodaceae
Exons: 2
Coding region: 1-1824 (607 amino acids)
Molecular function (GO): ubiquitin binding
Source: RefSeq, a predicted model, not a curated record
AUGGAAUUCCUUCCUUUUGUCCCGUAUGCUGACACUAUUCAAGAUAUAUGGCAAACUGCUUUCAAGUCCUGGCAGUUUAAUUUGAUCAGUUUACUUAAUAUGGACGACAGUAACUUUAUAUCCACGACUCGAGCAAGCCCUUCCCUUACCACUUUUAUACAUCGCCUCUGGGACACUCAUAUUGAAGGAGAGUCUGUUGACAGCCAAUUGCUAAAGUACGUGUUCCUGAUCUAUGUACGUUUGUCUCAGUCUUCAGACACGAGGAAUCACCGCCUGUUCGAAACAGAUCUGCUCAUCAAGCUUGCUGUUGUCUACAGUGGUACAAACACGCCGCAGCUGCGAGAGAUUAUGCAACCAUUUGAAGAGCAACUAGCACCUAUAGUUCAUACACUGAUCGAGUCUAUCGAACCUCUGGCUCAUAUGUCAAUUAACUUGGAGGUUUUGAAAAGAGCGCAUAUUGUAGCACGUACCUUUGAUGCACUUGUGUCAACGCUGGUACCAGGAUUUAUUGCAGUUGAUGUCUUAGUCACAGAAUGGUAUCGAUCACUUGUUCCUUGUCUGAAAAAGGCAGUAGAUCAAGAUAGCCAUCUAGCACCUUAUGCAUAUAUGAUCAAAGCCUCCCUCGUCUCUGCAUUUGCAGUCUCAGCCGAAUUGCGUUUCUUUCGCCCUUUUGGAUAUAUGCUGAACGAUGCACAUGAAUUAGUAAAGAUCAGCGAACCGACCAAUAGAGACGAAGCUGUGAACUGGAUGUCUAGGUGGAUUGAACAGAACGAAAUUAGACCUUCAUCACCUUUUGUUGAUGCUCCGUUAAUCAUGGACUGGGAAUCAGCUUAUAAGAUUAGUGAUAAGAUAAGGCAGAUCAACAAGGAUCUUUUCAGUGGUAACGAUGAUAUGCUCGAGAUUUUACAGUUACAGAUGGAACAAGUGCGAGAUACAAUGAACGAGACACAUAGUUGGCAGCCUGAUGUAGAUGAUAGGGAGCAAAAAGUAUUGCAAAUACGUGAAGUGUUUAGUGAUUUAUCAGAUGAUGUGAUUGAGCAUUAUUUGGAAUCAAAUCAUGGAGAUGCAGAGGCUGUCAUUAUGCACUUGCUCAAUGAAAAAGAAGCGCCUUCUGUGCUCUCCAGUCGUAAAAAUAUAUAUGACAAUGAUGAGUUUGACGUCUUUGCAAACAAAACAGUUGACACAUCCAAAAUGUAUUUGGGCAAAAAAGACAAGGGUAAUGCAGAUGCUUUAUUGGAAGAUAAGUCGGUGAUCGAUAAGACUAGUAUCAUGCAGCGUGUGAUAGACAUGUACGAGGAUGAGUAUGAUGAUACCUAUGAUGAUAUUAAUGACGCUGCUGGAGUUGUAACUAUGGGACAGGAAGAAGCACAAGAUGUCGUGAAGCGAAAGGUAGUCGUUCAAGACCCAGGAGCCGAGCAUGAACAGUUGUUAGUGCAUGUUUAUAUGGAUAAUCCUGAUGUGUUAAAGCGUAAUGGCACAGCCAGAAAAUCACCCAAGCGGGCGGAACUUCGAAAGCAAACUGGUAUGACAGAUGAGCAACUGGAAGGUUGGGCAAUUAUGUUUAAUAGAAAUCCUAGGAAGCAGCGUAUAUUGGAUAAAUACAUGUUGUUUGAAAACAAAAAUGAUCAGACGCCUGUCAAACAAGAGUCCUCAAAGCAAUCACAUUCAAAAGAGCCUACAGGACAGUCAGCUCAAAAGGCACCUCAGAAAAAUGAAAGCAAAGAUCGUGCAUAUAGGGAAAAGAAUAAGGCACGAUUUGGUAAUCACAAUAGAAAGGCCAUGCGAAGUAAAAAGAUCAGCAAGGCUGGACCGCCUCCUUCUUAA